This is a messenger RNA of Suillus plorans, 2409 nucleotides long. RefSeq names its product cytochrome P450. The coding region runs from base 1 to 2409 and encodes 802 amino acids. Gene Ontology annotation, molecular function: oxidoreductase activity, acting on paired donors, with incorporation or reduction of molecular oxygen; heme binding; iron ion binding. The transcript is spliced from 15 exons. Lineage: Eukaryota; Fungi; Basidiomycota; Agaricomycetes; Boletales; Suillaceae. The record is from RefSeq and is a predicted model, not a curated record.
AUGGCGAUUAUCAUUAUCAUUGCAUGCCUUAUCGUCUUAGCCAGCGUCUGGAUUGUGAAACAACGAUAUCAGGCCGCAAGGUGGUUGCCCUUGCCGCCUGGACCGCCUGGACAUUGGCUAUUAGGAAAUACGAUGCCGAAGUCAUAUGCACCGUUUCAAUUCGCGAGAUGGACAGAACAAUACGGACCUGUGUUCUCGCUCAAACAAGGCCAUAGGAUUUUCGUGAUUAUAGGACGUCAUCAGGCUGCGAUGGAUAUCAUGGAAAAAGAAGGAGCAAAUCUUGCCGACCGCCCGCGUGCUAUUGCAGCGCAAGAGACAUUAUCUGAUGGGUUGAGAGUGGUCCUUGCGGGCAGUGGUGAGAGAUUGCGCCGGCUGCGCAGGGUCUUGCAUGCAGGCUUGCAACCCAAGGUUGCGGAGACCUACGAGCCCAUCCAGACCAGUCAUGCGAAGAAUCUGGUUCUGGAUAUCUUAAAUGAUCCAAAGAACCACCAAGGUCAUGCCAUGCGUUAUUCAGCUUCUGUGGUCAUGUCCUUCACCUAUGGAAAAAUUACUCCGACUUCAUAUACGGAUCCUGAAAUCGUUGCCGUCAAUCAGUCUCUUGUGCGUUUUGGUCAAGCUAUGAAGCCAGGAGCAUACCUUGUGGAUACGUAUCCAAUCCUGCGUUUCGUCCCAGGGUACUUGAGUCAGUUGAAGGCAUGGCACCAAGAUGAUCUGGCUCUUUUUAACGGGCAGUUGGACGCGGUGCGAAGACAGAUGCGUGAGGGGAUUGCGAGGCCAUCAUUUGCGAAGUUCAUUUUAGAGCACCAGAAACAGUAUCAGUUCGAAGACAAGGAACUGGGAUACAUUGCAGGAGGAAUGUUUGGGGCCGGUUCUGAUACAACUGCGUCCGCAAUCACAAUUACGCUCAUGGCUGCUACCACUCACGCAGAUGAACAGGCUCGUGUACAAGAAGAACUCGAUAAAGUCGUGGGGCGUACGCGGCUGCCGACGUUUGCUGAUCAGGAAAUGCUGCCGCAGGUUACUGCGUUCAUGCUCGAGAGUCUCAGGUGGAGACCUGUUAACCUUGGAGGCUUUGGGCAUCGUGCGACUAAGGACAUAAUUUGGAGAAACUACCUCAUUCCGGCAGGUGCGACUGUUAUUGGCAACCAUUGGGCUAUCGCAAAUGAUCCUGAGGUUUUCCCAGAACCGCACAAGUUUAAUCCUCAGCGUUGGAUCGACGAUGCAGGUCGUGUGCGCGAUGAUCUCAGGUUUUUCGCUUUUGGUUUUGGCCGCCGAGUUUGUCCCGGUCAGCAUGUCGCGAAUCGGUCCCUCUUUAUCACCACGGCUCUUAUUCUCUGGGCUUUUCGCCUUUCUGAGAAUCCUGCAGCGAAGAUUGAUACGUUUGCUUUCUCGGAUACUGCAAACAUAUAUGCUGCUCCGUUCGAGAUAUGUUUGCAGAAGAGGAUCAAUGAGAAUGUGAUCAGGGAACUUACAUACCAUACUACAGUCAACAUUAAUGUCGGCGGCUUCAAACAGCUUCAAACCUAUACGCAAAACACUGUAUUAUCCGCAUUCGACAUGGGCAAACUGAACAUCGCUCAUCAUAAAUCAUACCACCCCUACCGCCGGGAUAACAUCGAACGCGUACGGAGAGAUGAAGAGGAAGCUGCGCAAAAGGAGGCCGAGGCCGAGGGAAGGGUGGUGCUGGCUGAUGCAGAGGCUCGGUUGGACCUCCUCCGAGAGCGUGCAGGACUUGGGAAAGGAAAGGGAAAGAAGAAAGAGGACGAUAUGAAGGUUAUAGAGGAUGCUAAGGCCUCCAUCAUUGCCAGGGAUUCGAAUCAAGGUCAUAUCAAUCUAUUCGAGGAUUUAGAACAGGUUGAUUUGUCCCUGACGCAAGAAACGAUUACUUCAAUACGAGCAACGAAGAAAACCGCACAGCUGGAGACUGAGAAGGGCGUGCCACUGGCUCCCAGUGCUAAGGACCUCAACCCAUGGUACAGCGAGCGCGAUAAGGGAAAGGAACAUCAGGAGGAUGAUAAGAGCAAACGCUUAAGAUUGCGGGAUCUUGCUUCAAAAACUAUGAAUGACCCUCUCACAGCUAUCACGCAUCAGCUUGCAUCGAGCUCUUCGUCGAAUAAUUCUUCCCCUGUCCCUCGGCCGUCGUGGAAUCGUUCCAAAUAUCGCACCCCACCUGAUUCAAAUGAUAAGAUGAAACCGCCUCCCCCACCCUCGGAUGCAACGACCAUGCGCCUUACACGUGAAUCGUCAGAACGCGAACGCGCGCUGGCAUUGAUUCGGCGCAAGCAGCGUGAAAUGAGAGGCAGCGAGACGCCGAGUACUGUGCAUGGUGGCCAGGAUGAAGGGUAUGGGGACGUAUUUAACCGGCGAGAAGUCGAAGAAGCGCAUUCAUAUCGACGAAGGCGGUGGUAA